Molecule: messenger RNA, 492 nt
Organism: Loa loa (African eye worm)
Lineage: Eukaryota; Metazoa; Nematoda; Chromadorea; Rhabditida; Onchocercidae
Exons: 1
Source: RefSeq, a predicted model, not a curated record
AUGCUUGAAGUAGUUGCAGUUGUUGUAGAUUUUGAUGAUGUGGAGGAUUUCGUUGAAGUAGUUACGGUUGUUGUGGACCUCGACGAUGUGGAGGAUUUCGUUGAAGUAGUUAUAGUUGUUGUAGACUUUGAAGACGUGGAAGAUUUUGUUGAAGUAGUUACGGUUGUUGUAGAUUUUGAUGAUGUGGAGGAUUUUGUUGAAGUAGUCACGGUGGUUGUGGACCUCGACGAUGUGGAGGAUUUUGUUGACGUAGUAACGGUUGUUGUAGACAUUGAAGAUGUGGAAGACAUGGUUGAAGUAGUUACGGUUGUUGUCGACCUCGACGAUGUGGAGGAUUUCGUUGAAGUAGUUACGGUUGUUGUAGAUUUUGAUGAUGUGGAAGAUAUGCUUGAAGUAGUUAUAGUUGUUGUAGAUUUUGAUGAUGUGGAAGACAUGCUUGAAGUAGUUGCAGUUGUUGUAGAUUUUGAUGAUGUGGAGGAUUUCGUUGAAGUA